Scaptodrosophila lebanonensis is the source of this 1261-nucleotide messenger RNA. It is a transcript of the gene Sh3beta, whose product is annotated as SH3 domain-binding glutamic acid-rich protein homolog. Gene Ontology annotation, cellular component: cytoplasm. NCBI's taxonomy places the organism in Eukaryota, Metazoa, Arthropoda, Insecta, Diptera, Drosophilidae. The record is from RefSeq and is a predicted model, not a curated record. The transcript is spliced from 4 exons. Bases 335 to 1048 code for a protein of 237 amino acids.
GCAGACGGCUUGGACAACGACAACGCAACGACAAAGUAGGCAAUAAAAGCGGUUGGCACCGAAUAAGUGCACUUAUUAACAUCCAUUCUUUUUACGGUUUUUACACCAGCAAUUUUUUACGCGUUCUCGCCGUUUUAUCAAGUGCAGCAGUAUCUUGCCCAGUGCGUGCAUAUAAAUACUAAAUAUUACGUAUCAGUGCGGUAGGGGCCAAGAGCAAAGGCAUAGAAAAAAUAAAGAUCUAAAAAUAUUUCUUAGUCGACGUGAAAGUAGCCGUGCUAGUAGUAUCUUUUAUUUUGCAAAACGCUGCCACAACCAAUAUUUUUUAAUUGCGAAAAUGGUAUUGAAAGUAUACGUCAGUAACCUGUCUGGAAACAAGGAGGUAAAGAAACGCCAGCAGCGAGUGCUGAUGAUCUUGGAUAGCAAGAACAUCCAAUAUGAUAUUGUUGACAUUGCCGAGCCCGGCAAGGAGAGCGAAAAGGAACACAUGCAGAACAAAUCGACGAGCAACGGUGGCACAGUAAGUGAUCCGGAGCCGAGGCAUCCGCUCCCACCGCAAAUAUUCAACGAGGAUGAAUACUGUGGCGACUAUGAUGCCUUCGAUAUGGCCAAUGAGAUUGACACGCUUGAAGUUUUCUUGAAACUGGCCCCAGCCGAUACCACAGCAGUGAGCAGCGCUCAAAUCGAACUGAAGCAGGAGAACGGCGAGGCCAAGGAGGCUGAGAAGGCUGCAGAUGCGGAGGCAGAUGGUGAGAAGCCCGCGGAUGGUGCUUCGGGUGAUGCCAAUGGUGAAGCGAGCGAAGCGGAUAAGGCAGAGAAAAAAGACGAUGAAAAUGGCGAGGCUACAAGUGAGAAUAAGGAAACGACAGAAACCGAAGGCAAUGAAAAGAAGGAUGAAAACAGCGAGGAAAAGCAGCUUACAGCAGCGACCUUAUCGAGCACAACGACUGCAGCUCCAACGGGCAGUGGCCACAAAUCAAAAAACAAUAGUUCGGAGCUAUCGGAAUCUGCGCUACUGCUGGGAAGCGAACGCGACGCGUCAGCGCAGUAGACAGCGUUCCCUCUAAGGAUCUCCGAAAGUUCUCAAUUUCUUUCGUUAUGAAGAACCUAUAUUAUUACCCUGUAUUCCCAAAGCUUAAAAUGGUACAAUAGCGUUAUCAAAAUAUACUUAACAAACAAAUCGACUUGAAUUGCAGGUCCGUUUAAGCUUCUGAUCAUCAAAAGAUUUAAAACCUUUCAUCUUAAAAGCACCAAACUAGCUUCU